Paraglomus occultum is the source of this 768-nucleotide messenger RNA. The record is from the annotation of a GenBank genome assembly. NCBI's taxonomy places the organism in Eukaryota, Fungi, Glomeromycota, Glomeromycetes, Paraglomerales, Paraglomeraceae.
AUGCCAAUAAUCUACGAGAGAGAAACGAUAUCACAACGAUUAGAACCGAACGACACUCAGCGAGCAACUUUAUACGUAAUUGGAGCAUAUUUCAUUGGCAUUCUAAUUUUAUGGAAUUUACCAUAUAUAAAACAUAUACUCUAUCCAUUUAAACUUUUAGUAGUUGGACUCCAUGAAUUCUCGCACGCGACAGCAGGAUGCUGCACGGGUGCACGAAUAGAAGCGAUAGAGAUUGAACCUAACGAGGGAGGAGUUACUCGCAUGCGUGGGGGUGUUCAAUGCUGUACUUUACCUGCAGGAUACCUGGGAUCAUCUCUAAUCGGUGCACUGCUAAUCUUCUGUGGCUUCGACAUUCUCGCAUCAAAGAUCGCAGCAAUUUUACUCGGUCUAUGCCUCAUUGCUGUUCUCUUUUGGGCACGUAACUGGCUGACCAGAGGAAUUACCGUAUUCUUUAUUGGGCUGAUUGUUGUGCUUUGGAUUGUCAAGGAUAGCGCAGGGCUGAAAUACUUUGUGUUGUUUGUUGGAGUUAUGUCUUGUUUCUACUCUGUCUGGGAUAUUAUGGACGAUCUUGUUAUGCGUAAAGUAAACGAAUCAGACGCAUCGAAAUUUGCCCAGAUGUGUGGAUGCUGUCCAUCUCAAGUAUGGGGUUUUAUCUGGCUUAUUAUCAGUAUACUAUUUCUACUUGCUAGUGUAGUUGCUGGUAUUCUCGCAUUUAAGCAGGAUAACGCAGAACAAAAACAGGCGGCAGAUCAUUUUUUGAAAAUGUGA